Drosophila ficusphila is the source of this 2081-nucleotide messenger RNA. RefSeq lists its product as uncharacterized. NCBI's taxonomy places the organism in Eukaryota, Metazoa, Arthropoda, Insecta, Diptera, Drosophilidae. The record is from RefSeq and is a predicted model, not a curated record.
UUUGUCAGAAUCAUUUCGGACUGUUGAAAAAAGUUGCACCAGUAAGAGCUCUGGUCAAAACUAUUCGAGUAAUAAAGAUUCUCAAAGUCAGAUAGAUGAGGAAACUUUACCUGUGACUUCAAAGAGCGAAAUUGAAGAACAAUUGAGUAAUAUUCCUGUUUGGAAAAAUACAAAUAUGCAACAAUCAGAACAUAAAAAUGUAAAGAGGCCCCGCUCACAAUCGGCCCCGGAAUAUUGGAUACUUGAACGUGUUAAAAGCGAGAAUACCAAUAGUUCUUAUAAAUCAGCUAUUAGCAAGCACACAGCGUCGCUUUUCUCUAGAAAUCCUAGAAAAAGUCCUGAAAAUGUACUUGUACUUCAGGACGAAACCUGCGAAAGCGAAACUGAUGAAUAUGAAAUGGGUGGCUACACUUUUUGCGAAAUGGGAAAUGAUUGCAAGGAAACCUCACAAACUACUUGUUCUGAAUGUAAAACUGCAGAUUAUAGUAUAAAUGCCAAUAUAUUAAAAGAACUCAAAAAUCAAGAAGAAUCUUUAAAUUCUACCCAAGCACAGGAUGCAAAUUGUAUCCCAAUAGAUGUGAUGUGGACACAGCAGGAGCAAAUAAGAAUAAGUCCACCCAUAGUACUGGUGCCUUUUCGUGUUAAUAGCCAGGAAAUGGUAGGCGUUUCCGAACUGAAAGAGUGGGAAAACCUACAGCUAAAUUUAACUAUGUUAAAUUCUAACCAAUUGCAAAUGGCGACAGAAACUACAAAAAGAAUUUUAACCAGGAAUCAACCAAACCAGAAUACUCCACCAAGUCGAGGGAAUGGUGGCCAUGUUUACGUUAACCAAGAGGAAAAGCCAAUGAAUUCAAAUUUGAGUACUUCUGUUGUCCAGCCUCACAGUAAAUAUGAACAAAGUUCUUAUUGUACUUGGACUGAUGUUCCUAUGAGUGAAAGGCAUGAACCAAAUGAGGAAUCUAGUCCUUCACAUACCAGACAGAAACCAACGGAAUCGGAAAUAGACCAAACAUUUCACAGGAUUCCCGAAGAUAGAUCAAUUUCUUCAACUCGCUAUGGACCUUCAUUUAACACCAAACAUCAAAGAUCUAAAAAGGACAAAUAUACAAGUGAAAGUCGUUCGUCUUAUCGACAACCUCAAGGCAAUCAAGAGACAUAUUUCGAACAACCUAGUUCUCAUAGUCAAUCGGUUUACAAUUAUGAUAGAGACAACCAAGAUCUUCACCCCAGGGUACACAAUUCUGCAAGGUAUCCUACAACCCAAUCAAAUACUACCGGCUUAACAUGGAUAAAACCCGAUGGAAAUUCCGAGUUCGUAGCUCGAUCCAAUGCCACGAUGAGUUCGACUGAGGUUGAAACCCUGAUGCAACCACGAAAACUGCGCAGCAAGAAAAGUACGGAUAUUAAAAGCCGAGAAACUCCUAUUGAGAACUCAGUUCUCCUUGAGACAAAAACGCCUUGCAAUAGAGAAAAUCUCAUUGAAACUUGUGGACAACCUCCCAGUUACUUCCGUUCUCAGCAAUAUACGGGACUUCCCCCGAAUCUCCAGCAUGGAUUUGUGGUAUCACAGCAAACAGUUCAGUCGCUACCACCCCAGGUUUCUAUGAGUGCUCCACAAAAUACUGGUGAAAAUUACAUAAUAGAUCCACGAGAUCAAUUGAGAACUGUAAAGUCACCAGUUUUAGCACCAGUUAUGCAGAGUUCUUUUCAGCCGCAUCCAGGGCAGACUGCGAAUCCUUACCAGCAAAUAAUCCGCAUUUAUCAGCCUGUUCAGGGUCCAUGUUAUCCUGCAGGUUUAAAUUCUAACCAUUCUGGCUGUCAAUCAUUAACAGAGAACAUUAAACUUCUUCCGCCGGGAUUCUAUGAUCAAACCGUUAGAAAGUAUAAUAUCACGCAUGGACUCAAACUUUCAACCGCCUUCUUUGCGACCCGAAAUUCUUCAUUCGUUACAGGCUCACCAGCAGUGUUUUAGCGGACUCCCAGCUUAUCCUUAUAGCAAUCAAUUUCAACAGCAAUUUGUAAUGAAUACAGUUCCAUCCCCCAAUCAACAAUUUACAUUGAUGCAGAACCAGUAUCAAGUU